Epinephelus moara (kelp grouper) is the source of this 2093-nucleotide messenger RNA. Its product is annotated as Krueppel-like factor 2. Bases 271 to 1428 code for a protein of 385 amino acids. Lineage: Eukaryota; Metazoa; Chordata; Actinopteri; Perciformes; Serranidae. Gene Ontology annotation, molecular function: RNA polymerase II cis-regulatory region sequence-specific DNA binding; DNA-binding transcription factor activity, RNA polymerase II-specific. The record is from RefSeq and is a predicted model, not a curated record. The transcript is spliced from 3 exons. Gene Ontology annotation, biological process: regulation of transcription by RNA polymerase II.
CACUGAGCCCCGCUGCCUGCAGGAGCCGCUUUAUAAAGAGCUAAAUUUACCGAACUUUACGUUGUUUCCUGAACUCUCACAAUUGGCCAGCGGUCCUCGGGUUAGAGAGUUAUAAAGUUUGGAGGACCUCCUUCCACUUUUAAACUUGUUCAUGACUUUGGAGCGCAGCUGCGGAGAGGCGACAGUGAAAUAGACGCACAGAAUCUGGUGCGGCUGCCGCUCAACACAACGCGACUUUGACAAGAGAUAGUUAUUAUUUUCUACCAAACGAUGGCCUUAUCCGGAGUGAUGCUACCGUCUUUUGCAACAUUCACAAACCAAAGAGAAAAAACCUGGGAAAACAGGUGGAAAGGAGAGAUGGACAAACUAGUCUCCACCAGCUGCUCCAUGCUUGAAAUGGUACAAAACCUGGACAAUCACAGCAAAAAGGACGACGAGGAUCUGAGUAAUUAUUUGGAUCUGGAUUUUAUUCUCGCCAACACAACUGGCUCAGACAGCGCGGCGGAAUUUGUGAGCACAGUUGACCCCAACAUGUACACGACGGGAAACUCUGUGCCAUCCUACCAAGCAGACGACCACCGUUCCCCGCCGCCCCCGUACGGCGCCAGCCUCAUGACAGAGCUUCUCCGCUCCGAAGGAACCAGCACCUAUGGCAUUACGCGCAACCCCUGCGUCCAGGGGAGAUUUUAUGUAAACACGGCGCAUUUUCCCCGCCAGGAGAUCAAAGUGGAGCCACACAUGGACGGCUACGGCCCCGUUAUGGGCAUGGUGCCCCAGAGCUGCAGCAAGAUCAAACAAGAAGGGAACGUUUCAUGCAUGAUGUCCUUCGAGCAGCCCCGGGUGGCCAUCUCUCCGCGGGCAGCCAGCAACAUGACCCCGCCUCUCAGCCCCGAUGACCAGGGAGCUUCGGACUGCCAGGCACAGCUGUGCCAGCCCAUGAACUUUCCACACAAGUAUCACACACAGACGGCUUUCCCGCACCACCCUCAGGCUCCCCAGAUGCAAAUGCCCUACCACGCUCCGCAUACUGCCUUUGGCAUGUAUGAUGAAGGUCUCAGCCUGCAGCCAGGUGCGCAGAGGGUGAUGCUCACGCCGCCCUCCUCUCCCCUCGAGCUGUUGGAGUCCAAACCAAAGAGAGGACGUCGUACAUGGCCGCGGAAGCGCACAGCGACGCACACCUGCACCUUCGCUGGCUGCGGAAAAACCUACACCAAGAGUUCACACCUGAAGGCACAUCUCCGAACUCACACCGGUGAGAAGCCAUACCACUGCAGCUGGGAAGGCUGUGGAUGGAAAUUCGCCCGCUCUGAUGAGCUGACCCGUCAUUUCCGCAAACACACCGGACACAGGCCCUUCCAGUGCCACCUGUGCGAACGCGCCUUCUCCAGGUCUGACCACCUGGCACUUCACAUGAAGAGACACAUGUGAAGGAGCCCUUAAAAGGACUUGGGGUUCAUGGAAGGGGUUGUUAUUAUUUGUGAUUCAACUGAUGUAAUGUUUAUUUAAAUUGUUGUCCACAUGACCAAAGUCUUUUUUUUUUUUAUAUAAUAUUGAAUUAAAAAAGUUUUAGUGUUAUUAUUUUCUAAUAACGUAGCUGGUACUACUUUGGUUCAAUACAAGCUUUAGAAAAGCUUUGUUUGCUUUAGAGCAGGCAGACCAAGAAGGGGCUGGCCCUGUAUAUACUACUCUUCUCUGACAGAACUGGAACGCUGUGUUUGACACAAAAGUGCCUUUCUAUGACUGUGCUACUGUAAAACUCUUAGUGACAAAACGACAUGGCCACAAAACAGUACAUGUUCUUCUCGACAGGGGUGUAAUGCACAUACAGUUGCCUAACAUGUGCAGAGACAAUGUUUUAUUUAAACUGCCUCACAAUGUCUGAACGGCCUGAACUGCUUUAUUUUAUUGCUUUCUUCCUAUUUGGAGUUGAUGUUGUCUCCUCUUGUGUGAAACUCUUGGAUCCAGCCCCUCUGUUCACUAUCAGGGCUUGACGUCCUGUGCAUUAUUUUUCACUUAAAUUUAUAUAAAUAUGUACAUGGUUUUAUACUGUAAAAUGUAUAUUUAUUGUAAAUAUUAAAAACAAUGAAAUUGAA